Molecule: messenger RNA, 2797 nt
Organism: Nylanderia fulva
Lineage: Eukaryota; Metazoa; Arthropoda; Insecta; Hymenoptera; Formicidae
Source: RefSeq, a predicted model, not a curated record
GUGACGAUACUUUUAGCACAAGCCUGGUGGGCGGCAGGGUGGCUGCGUAGGGUGGUUUAUCGACCAGGAUACGAGGAGUCUCUGAAAAGGUUCAGUAGUCGUGGGACCACCACCCCGUCAAAACGAGCUUUUGUCGAACGCGCGAGCUUCGCGAACGCUUUCGCAGUGCUCCCAUUUUUCUCUCUUCUUCCCUCCCCUGCUCUCCCUUUUUCUCUUUCUAUCUCUAUCUCUUUCAGCUUUUCAUCCUCUCGCCCGCUGUUUUUUUCUCUCUUCACCGUCUUCUCGACACUUUUUGCACCCUGUGUAAAUCGAGUACGUCGCAAGAGGGUUCGACAUAUAUCUGACGUUCGGGCAUCCAGCGAACGAAAAUGAUUACGGCGUUACCGGUACCUUCGGUGAAGGUCUUCCACAAGACCUACUACCAGGAGAAGGGUUCGCGAAUAGGGAACAGCCAGCCGGGGAGUCCACUGGCGGAGAGCGAGGCGGUGCUGGCCAUGUUAGACAAAGAACCACCAGAGUACUACUUUUGCGGAAAGGUAAAUUCGCUGUACGUCGUCGUCGGCUCGAUGUUGCUGGGGGCGGUGGUGCUGGUCGUCGGUUUGGUGCAACUCGCUCCGGGCGCGGAAGCGGCGCAAAACUCGGCGGCGCUGAUCGCCACCGGCAGCAGCCUUCUCGGAUUAGGACUGGUUCUCACCCCGUUAAGAGCCGUCUGCAUCAGAAAGCAGAACGCGGCGCAGAGGGACGGCACCCAUCAGCGGAGCGUCACCAGCAUAGACAUGCUGCUGGCUCAACACAGGGACUUCACGGUCCUGACGCCCGACGAGCUCGAGGAUCUCGUGGGCCGAUCGACGUCCAACAACGUGGAGAACAAACCUCACAAACAGGGUCACAAUACCUAGAUACCGCCUGCCUCGAGGAGGGUGUUACCUUCCGCGUCAGCCGCGUCUCCGCCGUGCACGAGUACCACGCCAUCAUCGUCCGUCACGUCGUCAGGACCAAGUUCCUCCAUUCUGUACACGCAUCGUUACGAUACGCGCGAGCAUAGUUUGGUUUAAUCAAUUGUAUGCGCACUCGCUACGUUAUUUACUGAGCAUCAUAGCUGUUUAAUCGCAUUUUAUAACGGUGCGAGAUUGCGAGCGAAACACGGAGGGAGAAAGGUGAUUUUUGUGAGUGCUCCGAGAUGAGCACGAAUAUAAGUAGAGCAGAGUAAAAAAUCUCGGCCGAGAUGAUAUGUAUGCACGCAGAGACGUGGGCGACGACUCCGUCGUCUUGGAUACAAUUUUCCGACACGGUCAUCGAUCAUCGCUCUUCUCUCUUCUCGAGAACUUGUUUGCUUCUCUCGACUUUUUUCGCGUUGACGAAAAUGACCGCGAGCAAAUAUGCGAUUCGAAUAGCUAGUUUGACAUUUGUAACGCAUGAAACACAAUGAAUAGAGGAAUUCUAAAUGGAUUAUAUUUGAAACACUAGCGAUAUUUAACGUUGCUGUUUCUCUUGCUCGCUGACCUUAAACGGUCUUGAAACCAAAUUACAGAACAGCAGCAAAUUCGUGGUAACAGGAGGGCGUGUGCUCUUAAUUAUGUUAUUAUAUAGUUGACGAUAUCGGUCGGUCGUAUGACAUGGACGGAGUUAUAAAAUAAUUACGCUAAUUGCGUGCGCAAGAUAUGCAUGAAAAAAAUUUCGCAGGGAUAUUUAUUGCGAAAAAUUAAGUCGGCAAAUUUUCGCAGCGAAAAACAUAAUACGCAGCUUUUAUGAAGGAAAGCUCAGAAGGAAUUCGCGAAUAUAAUCCGCGGAGAAGAGUUUAAUUUAAAUCAAGUAGAUCUGACAGGACCGAAUUUAGAAUCUUGAAAGAGGGACAAUCGCGCAAAACGCGGAUGUGGAUAUAAAAAAAAAAUUACGUAAUAUAUUUCAGGAAAUAAUUCUUUUAUUCUCCUUCUAUUUUAUGCAACUACCUUCUUUAAUUUCCUGAAGAUUCUUAUUUUAUUCCCAUUUUAUGCACAACCCCCUCACUCCACCGAUUGUCCCUCGCACUCUUAAAUCCGGUCCUCGGAUCUUGGAAUAAUUUUUCUAAAUUUCUUUUGAAUGUAUAAAAAGGUUCCGCGUGAUUAUCGUGUUCUUCAUCGCUGCAUCAAUUAAACUUUUUUCAAAUAUCUUUCUCUCUCUUAUCGAGCUAAAUUACACGUGAAAUAAUUUUAAAAUUACGUACGAAUUAGAAAUCAGUGAUUCUCUUUUUGAAAGAAAAAAAUAAUUGUAAAAAAAUAAUACAAUAUGCUAUAUUUAGAGCACGCGGAAAUGAUUGUUCGUAUUUCUAAUCGAAUAUGUGCGUUUCAAAAACGUUAGACAUAUCUUCUAUGCACUUUCUCGAUUCUCAGAUUCAAAAUGCAAUUAUCAAAAUUAUUAACAAGUUGUACUUUGUCCGUGUUGUAACACCGUGGAAAUUUUAUCGACAACAUAUUUUUUCGUGUUACAGAUUUUUAAAAGAUAUACUUUAACGUUGGAGAGAGGGGCACGAUCUUUUUUACUAUAAAUACGUAGUAACGGACGUUACUUUCUCAAAGACUAAAUUGUGUUCAAUUUAUGGAUGAAUGAGAGUCUGAUGUACCAAGCAACAUGUUGUCGCGUUAUAUAUCUCUACUUGCGAGUUAUUCAAAUAAAGAUAUAUAUAAUUCGCGUUGUGUGACGUACCUACGUAUACAUAAUAGAUAAGAUUCGAAAAUCUUCCUCUACAUUUGUUCCCCGCAGAACGAUGAAAAAAAUGAGGAAAAAUUAUACGCGUACACUGAAAAAAAUAUUAAAUUAA